GCCCUUGGGACCCUGCGCUGAGCCCCGGAGGCCCCUGGCACCCGGGGCCGCGCCGCUCCCAAGGGCCUAGCUGGGCGCCGGCCACGCGGACAUGAGGUGGAAGCUGCGCCUACGUGGGGACGCGUUGCUCACGCUGCUUCUGGGCGCUGCCCUCGGCCUCCUGCUCUAUGCGCAGCACGAUGGUGGGGCCCCGACUACCAGAGCACCGCAAGCUCAAGGGAGGGUAGCGCCGGGGCCCACCCCCGGGCUCCGUGUAUUCCAGGCACCAGACGCGGGCGCAGCCCUGCAGGCCUAUGAAGAAGAUACACCAGAGCCACCCACGCCCACGGGACCCUUUGACUUUGGCCGAUACCUGCGUGCCAAGGACCAGCGACGCUUCCCCUUGCUCAUUAACCAGCCGCAAAAGUGCCAAGGUUAUGGUGCACCUGGCGCAGGACCCGACCUACUCAUUGCCGUCAAGUCAGUGGCGGCGGACUUUGAGCGGCGCCAAGCCGUGCGCCAGACUUGGGGGGCUGAGGGUCGCGUGAAGGGGGCGCUCGUGCGCCGAGUGUUCUUGCUGGGCGUGCCCAGGGGCUCAGGCUUAGACCAGGCCCACGCCGAGGGGGCAGGCAAGCAAAUGCGCUGGCGCGCCCUACUGCGUGCUGAGAGCCGCGCCUACUCGGACAUCCUGCUUUGGGCCUUCGACGACACUUUUUUCAACCUAACACUCAAGGAGAUCCACUUUCUGGCCUGGGCCUCAGCCUACUGCCCCGACGUGCGGUUCGUUUUUAAGGGGGACGCCGACGUGUUCAUGCACGUGGGAAAUCUGCUGGAGUUCCUGGCAGCACGGGAUCCGGCGCAGGACCUGCUUGCGGGUGACGUGAUCAUACAAGCGCGGCCAAUCCGGGCACGAGCCAGCAAGUACUACAUUCCCGAAGCUGUGUAUGGCCUGCCCGUCUAUCCGGCAUAUGCUGGUGGAGGCGGCUUCGUGCUUUCGGGGGCCACGCUGCAUCGCCUGGCCAGCGCCUGUGCGCAGGUUGAACUCUUCCCCAUCGACGAUGUCUUUCUGGGCAUGUGCCUGCAGCGCCUUCGGAUCACGCCUGAGCCUCACCCCGCUUUCCGCACCUUUGGCAUCCCUCAGCCUUCAGCUGCGCCACACCUGCGCACCUUCGACCCCUGCUUUUACCGUGAGCUAGUUGUAGUGCAUGGACUAUCGGCCGCUGACAUCUGGCUAAUGUGGCACCUGCUGCACGGCCCACACAGGCCAGCCUGUGCACGUCGGUGGCCUGUUGCCGCUGGCCCCUUUCAGUGGGGCCCCUAAUUUAUCACAGCCCCAAGCUUCCACAUUCAGACCCAGGAUGUAGUGGGAGCUUGAAUGGGAGUUUCCCAGGUGUAUGUGGUUUUUCCCCAAAAAGGGGCAGAAAAGUUCAGGAACCAGCUCGUGUCAGGUGUCUGCUUCCUCAGGGUUCAGGGAAUGAAGAUUGAGCUUGGUUCCUGCCCCCGUACUGGGAGCUGAUCUGGAACUAUGUAAUGACAACCCUUUGAGAUAGCCAGGGCUGAGGUUGAACACCAGGCUCUUUGUCAAGCAGGAGGGCAUGUCUGGUCCUCCUAGAACCAAGCAGGUGGGAGGAGGGGGUGGCAAAGGUUCAUGGAAUCUGACCACACCUUGGUUUGAAACCCUUAGGAUGAUGCAGACACAUACAGGUCUUUCUCAGAGCUAGACCCCUUAGGGAAGUGUGGGGACUUGGCUUCAGUCUUCACAGAACUAGCAGAUGUUAAAACUCAAUCUGAAAGGCAUUUUGCUUCCUACCUGUCCCUCCAAAUUGGAUUAUCAGCCUUGUCAAGGUCUUCAGAUCUCCUUUUGAGAAGCCACCCCCUCCUGGGCCCUGGUUUGGCUGCAACACAAGGAAUCGAGGCACAUAGGGAUGACCAAGUGCAUGGUACUACCUAAAGUCUUUCCCAUCCCCAACUACCCUUAGCACAAGAACCUAUACCCACACAACUAUGACCAUCUCCUACUGGAGGCUAUACUGCCCCUCAGAAGGGACAAGGAACCUCUUCUCCUAAGAUGAUUCCACUAUACAUUUUCCCAUAGUCUUAAAAAAAAAAAAAAAAAAAAUCAAUGUCUCCAUGCUUACUUUAGUACAAACAUCCCAGCAACAGCACAUGGUGAGCUGUUGCUGAGGGGAUAGGUCUUUAUUGGAGGAGAGGUAUGGGCAGGACAUGAGGAAGGUUCCCCCAUUCCAGGAGGAUGAGAUCAGUCCUGGCUGCCCCAAUAGUGGGGAUGUGCGGGGAGGGGUUGGGGGUGUCUCUGGCCAGGCCACAGUCCAAAUGGGAAGACACCAGUCAGUCACAAAAUCACGAGAGUGCCACACAAGCCUGGAUGUAGGCCCAGGAAUCAUAUAGGAGCCUGGGGCAGGUCCCCUGCACAUUCAUCGUUAAACUAUACAGGAUGAGGCUGUACAUGAGUUAAUUACAAAAGUCAUAUUUACAAAAAUCUGUACACACAUUUGAAAAACUCACAAAAUUGUCAUCUAUGUAUCACAAGUUGCUAGACCAAAAUAUUAAAAAUGGGAUAAAAUUA
Miniopterus natalensis is the source of this 2563-nucleotide messenger RNA. RefSeq names its product UDP-GlcNAc:betaGal beta-1,3-N-acetylglucosaminyltransferase 9 (gene B3GNT9). Gene Ontology annotation, cellular component: Golgi membrane. NCBI's taxonomy places the organism in Eukaryota, Metazoa, Chordata, Mammalia, Chiroptera, Miniopteridae. The record is from RefSeq and is a predicted model, not a curated record. Gene Ontology annotation, biological process: poly-N-acetyllactosamine biosynthetic process; protein O-linked glycosylation. Gene Ontology annotation, molecular function: UDP-glycosyltransferase activity; hexosyltransferase activity.